Molecule: messenger RNA, 2472 nt
Organism: Neltuma alba
Lineage: Eukaryota; Viridiplantae; Streptophyta; Magnoliopsida; Fabales; Fabaceae
Product: receptor-like protein 8
Exons: 5
Coding region: 1-2472 (823 amino acids)
Molecular function (GO): protein binding
Source: RefSeq, a predicted model, not a curated record
AUGGGGUAUUCAAUGAGAGAAGAGGUGUGGUGGGUGAUGGCCAUAAUCAUAUUCAUAUUAUUAGGGUUUAACGGAGAAGCUGAGGGGUGCUUAAAAGAAGAGAGAGAAGCUCUUCUGAAAUUGAAAGAAGCUUUCAAUUAUCCAAAUGGCUCAUCUCUUCCUUCUUGGAAUAACCAAACCUUCUCUGAUUGCUGCACUUGGGAGUCUGUAUACUGUGACAACUCUACUCACAGAGUGAUAGGAAUUGAUUUGAGUUACAAAAGAGCUGAAGAGUUGGGACACAUCAAAUGGUCACUCAAUGCUUCUUCUUUUCUCCCCUUCAUCCAGCUUCAAGUGUUGUAUUUGGAUGGGAAUUACUUGUCAGGGCUGUUUGGCGACAUCAGGCUGGUGAACUUGGAAGUGUUGGAUUUAGAAAAGAAUAUGCUCACAGAAUUUCCAUAUUUCGACCUUUCUCAUUCACGUAAUCUGAAGGAGCUGUGGCUUAAUGAUAAUUACUUGGAGGGCAGUAUUCCAGAAUCUAUUACGUCUCUUACUUCCCUCACCGUAUUGACAUUAUGCUAUAACAAACUCAAUGGAUCAUUGCCACAACAAGCUCUUUUGCUUUUCGAUGACAAUUUCAACGGCUUAUUUUCACUCUCUUCACUUGCCAACAACUCCAACCUCAAAGUCUUUUCCUUUUCAUGCUCUAACACCAACCUGAGGCUUGAAACAGAGAAUCCCCCAUUUAUUCCUUCCUUCCAAUUGAGGUCUUUCCAAAUCCGCAACUGUACUCUAAACAAAGCUAACGCUAAAAGAAUGCCUACCUUUCUUUUUCAUCAAUAUGACUUGCUACGUCUGGAACUUACCAACACAAACAUUUCAGGGGCCUUCCCGUCCUGGCUUUUGGCAAACAACGCAAAAUUGAAUUAUUUCAAUUUGACCCGCAGCUUGUUCACUGGCCCCUUUGAAUUCAAUUUCACCUCAAAAUUGCUUCAAAUGGAGUCUUUUGAUAUUUCAUCAAACCCCAUCAGAGAUGAAAUCCCUUCUCAUAUUGGCUUCAUUUUUCCCAACUUGAUCUCUCUUAACAUGUCUUCCACUUCAUUGCGAGGUUGCUUCCCAGCUUCAAUAGGUGAAAUGAGACAACUAAAUGAUCUUGACUUGUCAAAUAAUAAUUUAUCUGGUUACUUGCCCCAAGAAUUCGGUCAAGGUAACAAUGAAUUGAGGUUUUUGAAGUUGUCAAACAACCACUUGAGUGGCCCAUGUCUUCCUAUAGGAUCAAAUUUCACAUCUUUGUCGCUUUUGGAUCUCAACAACAAUAACUUCAAAGGAAAACUUGAAGGUGGGGUCAUGAAUAGUACUGAAUUAAGAAUGUUGGAUAUUAGUGCCAACCAACUAUCUGGUGAAUUACCUAGCUGGAUUGGAAACCUUCAACAUUUGAGUUACCUCACUUUGUCAAAUAAUUCUUUAACAGGUUCACUACCAGAAAGCUUUUGCAAUUUGACCCAACUUACAUGCCUAGACCUUUCUGAAAAUAAAUUCAAUGGCUCUUUGCCAAUCUGUCUAAAUUUUCCAAAGUUGAAGUACUUGCAUUUGGAGAGCAACCAUUUCAUGGGACCUCUACCUUCCACUUUAGCUAAUUCCCCUUUAUUGUUGACUUUAAAUUUGAUGAAUAACAAUUUUUCAUGUCAGCUUUCAAGAUUUAAUGGCUCAUUUUUGAGUUUAAGGGUCCUCAUGUUAAAAGGAAACAAACUUGAAGGCUCUAUUCCUACCCGUUUAUGUGAGCUCAAGAAUAUCAGGUUAUUAGAUCUUUCUCAAAAUAAGCUUUCUGGAGGCAUCCCAUAUUGCUUGAAUAACAUCACAUUUGGGAAGGUAGAUGCACAGAGGGAAAAGGAAAUAGGACGUUUUAUUGUGUCAUGGACUACAAGAUAUUCAAAUUAUCAAUUUGACUCUCGAACCGGUGAGGUUUCCAUACCAAAAAAAAGAGAAAAUUUUACACUGUAUAAAGACCAAGAAGUUCAUUUUACAACAAAAAGCAGGUAUGAAUCUUACAAAGGAAGCAUUUUAAAUUUCAUGUCUGGGAUGGAUCUCUCAAGUAAUCAAUUGAUAGGUGAGAUUCCUUCACAAAUUGGAUACUUAGGCAGUAUCCAUGCAUUAAAUUUGUCAAACAAUCGAUUGAAAGGGCCCAUUCCAGAAACAUUUUCCAACCUCAAGCAGAUAGAGAGCCUUGAUCUUUCAAGCAACAAAUUGACAGGUCACAUUCCUAAACAACUAAUUCAGUUGUACUCCUUGUCCGUCUUCUCGGUGGCUCAUAACAAUCUAUCAGGAAUGACACCUGACAUGAAAAAUCAAUUUGCAACUUUUGAUUCAACCAGUUAUGAAGGGAACCCUUUUCUAUCUAGUCCGCCUCUGCAGCAAAAUUGCUUAAAAGCUGGAAGAAACAAGCAACCUCAUGAUCAUUUGGAAGGGGAUGACUUUCGAGACUACUCAUACUAG